UCGGCUUAGCAGCUGUCAGCGACAAAAAUAUUGAGGUUAUGUCAAAACCAGCUGAGAUUACAUCGUUGCUUCAUAGAAAUUUCAUGAGGGUCAUGUCUUUGGGUUCAUUUGGAAAAAUUGCAAUUUGUUGGGGUGUCAUUACAUUUGUUGGUGUGUCUGGAUUUAUUUUGUCGAAGAAUUCUGUAGAUAAGCGCCGUUAUCAGGACAUGCAAAUACGUGAACGCAUGCGAAAAUCGAAUACUGGUGAAUACGAAAAAGUCGGUGAUAGAAGCUUCACUGGUUAAGUUAAAUAGCCAACCAUUUGCAAUACAACUUUGUUGCCCGGCAACUACCAGCUCCUUGAAACUAGCACGUAUAGUGUGUAAUUAACAACAAACUCUCCCUAA
Molecule: messenger RNA, 386 nt
Organism: Zeugodacus cucurbitae (melon fly)
Lineage: Eukaryota; Metazoa; Arthropoda; Insecta; Diptera; Tephritidae
Exons: 2
Coding region: 39-284 (81 amino acids)
Source: RefSeq, a predicted model, not a curated record